AUGAUUUUAUUUCAGUGUGGCUCCAACUUCGUGACGCGCUCGAAGCUACAGAGCCACAUAAACAGGACGCAUUUGGGACUCAAAUACAAUAAGAAUAUCGUAUGCGAAGUAUGUGGAAAGAAAUGUACGUCAAACGCAACGCUCAAAUAUCACCAGCGGACGCACACUGGCGAGAAACCGUACUCCUGCGCGUCGUGCUCAAAGCAUUUCGUAGAUAGCAACCAACUACGCAUACACACACGGACACAUACCGGCGAGAAGCCUUAUGUAUGCGCCGUUUGUGGGAAGCGGUUCAGUCAGAAACCGGCUUUAAAUCGACAUUAUAGGGUACACACUGGCGCGAAACCCUACACCUGUCAAUAUUGUUCUCGGACAUUCAGCCAAUCAAAUUCGUUAAAACUUCACGUCAAAACUGUACAUUUAAAACAGCCGGCGAACAGAAAGAGUAAAACUAAGACAUCUUUUGAAACAAAAAUGGAAAAGAACAUCGAAAAUCAUGAAAAUUCAGAAGAGUUACAGAUUGAUGGGAGUUUGCAGGCAAUACGAGUUUUUACACGAUGAUUGCAAAAUGGAAGUGAUAUUCUCAUAUAUAUUUUUAUUAUAAUAAUAAUCGAUUGUAAUUCCGCUUAUUAAAUUAUUAUAGGCUAAUUUAUGUUUUUAUUU
This is a messenger RNA of Spodoptera litura, 663 nucleotides long. The record is from RefSeq and is a predicted model, not a curated record. NCBI's taxonomy places the organism in Eukaryota, Metazoa, Arthropoda, Insecta, Lepidoptera, Noctuidae.